AUGUCCUCUCCCAAAGUAGCCAUUGCCGGUGCAAGCGGCAACCUCGGCCCCAGCAUCGUGCAGGCACUCGUUGAUGCCGGAAUCGAAGUCACAGUCCUCACACGCCAGGACAGCAACAAGACCAUCGACAACAACAAAGUCAAAGUCAUCCCCGUCGACUACGACUCGCGCGAAUCCUUGGAGACCGCCCUGCAGGGACAGGACGUCGUGGUCGACUCCCGGGCCAUCCUCCCCAGCGAGUCGACCAUCCGGCUGAUCGACGCGGCGAUCGCCGCGGGCGUCACCCGCUUCAUCCCCUCCGAGUUCGGCACGGACACCCUCAACCCGCUCAACGAAGCCCUACCCGUCUUCGCCAACAAGGUCGCCCCGCGCAAGUACCUCGAGCAGAUCGCCCAGACCUCCCCGCUGAGCUACAGUCUGCUGUUCACGGGCCCGUUCCUGGAUCUGGGCCUGCGCUCUGGGUUCUUGGUGAAUCUUGCGGGCCCGGUCGCGGAGCUCUACGAUGGCGGGGACCAGAAGGUCAGCAGCACCACGUUGCCGGGCAUCGGGCGGGCAGUCGUCGGGAUUGUGAAGAAUCUCGAGGCCACGAAAAAUGCAGCAUUGUAUGUGAGCGAGGUGGAUGUCACGCAGAAGCAGUUGAUUGCGCUCUCCGGGAAGACGCUGGAGACCAAGGUCGUGGCUACCGAGGAGCUGGAGCGGAUUGGACGCGCGGAGUUGACCAAGCCUCAGCCUCAUCCUGGCAUCGUGGCGGUCAAUUUAAUCCGUCGGGCGCUGUUUGGAGAGGGGUAUGGGAGUCUGUUUGACGAGCAGAAGCUCGCGAAUGAGUUGCUGGGGUUGAGGAGGUUGACGGAGGAGGAGCUGCGGGAGUUGGUGACUAGUGUUUGA
Aspergillus aculeatus ATCC 16872 is the source of this 885-nucleotide messenger RNA. RefSeq names its product aromatic alcohol reductase. The record is from RefSeq and is a predicted model, not a curated record. Gene Ontology annotation, molecular function: oxidoreductase activity. The transcript is spliced from 2 exons. The coding region runs from base 1 to 885 and encodes 294 amino acids. Lineage: Eukaryota; Fungi; Ascomycota; Eurotiomycetes; Eurotiales; Aspergillaceae.